Messenger RNA from Bacillus rossius redtenbacheri, 1715 nucleotides. RefSeq names its product protein-cysteine N-palmitoyltransferase Rasp (gene rasp). Gene Ontology annotation, molecular function: palmitoyltransferase activity. The record is from RefSeq and is a predicted model, not a curated record. The transcript has 9 exons. Bases 137 to 1465 code for a protein of 442 amino acids. Lineage: Eukaryota; Metazoa; Arthropoda; Insecta; Phasmatodea; Bacillidae. Gene Ontology annotation, cellular component: endoplasmic reticulum. Gene Ontology annotation, biological process: protein palmitoylation.
UACAACUGAGAUAUGGGCUUACUGUUUUACUUGGCUAGGCAGUGUUUCAUAUGCCAUCUACAAUGUUUAUUUAAGUGGGCAAGUUUUUAGGUCAUAUAUUCUAGAAGAAUUCUUUUCUAGUAGUUGGCCACUGCUAAUGAGGAGCAAAGAUCAGUCAGAUUAUGAGUGGGCCAUAUGGACAGAUUUCCUGUCCAAAUCUUCUGUUUGGUUAAUGUGCAACAGUGUAGGGGCAGAAAUCAUUCGCUGGAUUUAUAAAGAGGCUAUUCCGGUGUGGUACAUUUUCGUCAGUGUUUGGUUCCUGGCUGUAAAUUUGGGACUAUGGCCCACAUUAUUUGCUUUUACAGCUCCAUGUAUCAUGUAUAUUCUGUCAGGAAGAAAAAGUCGAUGCUUGAUAUGGGGCCUUAUUUUGACUGGAAUGUUGCUACUGAGUUUUGAACAGUUUCAGUUAGUAUUUGAUCUUCCUGAUUAUUGGCAAUAUUUAUUUUCUGCGAGUCAAAGUUGGAUGUUAAUCCGAUGUGUUGCUUUUGCCAUGGAAAGAAUAAAUAAUGAAUCUACAAGUGUGAGUCCCGAGGAUCUGACUACAGGACUGGCGUACUGCCUUUACUUUCCCGCAUUCUUUUUGGGCCCAAUCAUUGGUUACCAGGAAUUCAAAAAGGGGAUAACAAAGCCAUUUUUACCAUGGAGAUGGAAGCACUGUUUGUUGAUUGUGUUAAAUUUAUUUCGAUUCUUAUGGUGGUGGCUAUUCACGGAAGUGGCCCUACAUUUCAUAUACAGCAAUGGUUUUGCCAUGCACCCUCAGAUUGUGAAACAUCUUGAUUCAUGGAGUUUUUAUGGAAUGGGCUACUGCAUGGGACAGUUUUUCAUGUUGAAGUAUGUGGUGGUGUAUGGUUUAAUCAGUACAGUUGCACAAAUUGCACAUAUUGAAGCACCUCGACACCCAAAGUGUAUCGCCCGAAUCUAUCUGUAUUCAGAUAUGUGGCGUUACUUUGAUCAAGGGCUCUACACAUUUCUAAAAAGGUAUAUUUAUGUCCCCUGCCUGGGAAGUAAUCCGGGCCUAUGGAGAAAACUGGCAUCAUCAUUUGUGUGCUUCUGCUUCAUUUUCUUAUGGCAUAAACCUUAUAUUUCCAUAUUUGUAUGGUCCUUUCUAAAUUUCCUUGGCGUUGCUAUAGAAAGGAUAUGCAAUGCCAUCAGUAAAACAGAAAGCUACAUGUUUAUGGAGGAUUCAUUAUUUCAGAGUCAGCAAAGCAAGAGAAGAUAUUAUGCUUUUAUUUCGACACCUUUGUUUCUAAUGUCAGCUUUUUCUAACUUUUAUUUUUUUGGUGAUGUGGAAAUUGGGAAUAUCUUCAUAAAAAGGUUCUUUGAAGGACCAAUACUUGUAACUGCAUCAUUGUUUACAUUUGCAUACUGCUGUUGUCAAGUUUCAAUGGAAAUAUCAAACAUGGAAGGAGGAAGAGGAAAGAAAUAGCUUUUAAUCUGUGGUAUAAUUUCAUGUCCAAGAUUGGGACUUUUUAUAGCCCAAAUUUGGUGGAAGUUGGAGAAGGAUUGGAAGAAAUAGAGAAAAAUGUGUGAAAGGCCCACUGAAACCAAAACCUCUAAUCAGGAUGUAAAAAUGAUUUUUAAAUGUAAAGAAAAGGUAGAUUUUCCUUGCUGUGAUAUUCUACAAUUACUAUAUUUUUAAUGCUUUUGUUAUUUUUAUAAUAAAAUUUCUAAUGUGA